CGCACUCAAGGGAGGUGGCUCGCGGCGUUAACGAUGGCCACGGCCACGUUUGCCCCUUGGGGAGCGCCCUCCCGACUUACUCUGUAGUCUUAUUCGUCCGAAGGAGCGUGCAUUACCCCUACACACGCGGCGUUAUUCUGGACUCAACCACUUCUCCAUCCCCGCGACGCGAGACACUAAACCGAACGUGGGAUACCCGAAGAAGCGGAUGGCCACCCUUGGUGGACCACUCCUCCACCUUUUGGUCGGCGUGGAGUAACGGGGAAACCACCCUUCUGAACCUCGUUCCCCGGAUUCUCCGCGCUCCCCGCAACUUGCCCAACAUCCCCGGGUUUAAAAGGAGCCUUCCCCAGCAUUGCUUCAGGUCCUCGGACUUCUGAACCACCGAGCUUUGCGUCCUUCUCCUUCGAAUCCCCUCCAUUCCUUCCGUACUCCGUGGUCUUCUGUCAGGGAGUCUGCCGUGUCUCGGGAACACAAUGCCUCUCGCCGUGUCCAAGCCUCCUGGAGAGGCCGGCUCAGCAUGGCCGGCCAUUGCCAUCAGCGCCUUCGUAGCCUUCGGUGGCGUGCUCUUCGGAUAUGACACGGGCACCAUCAGCGGAAUCCUCGCUAUGGACUACUGGAGAGACCUCUUCUCGACCGGCUAUCGCGACUCCAAGGGGCACCCGGACGUGUCCCCAUCCGAGUCGUCAGCUAUCGUGUCCAUCUUGUCCGCCGGCACUUUCUUUGGCGCCCUUGCCUCGCCACUCCUCGGUGACACCAUCGGUCGCCGCUGGGGUCUCAUCGCGUCGUGUUGGGUCUUCAACCUUGGCGUCGCGCUUCAGACAGCGGCUACCGCGCUUCCUCUCUUCCUUGCCGGUCGCUUUUUUGCCGGACUAGGCGUCGGCCUGCUCUCCGCCCUAGUCCCCCUAUACCAGUCGGAAACCGCACCUAAGUGGAUUCGAGGAGCUAUUGUUGGGAGCUACCAGUUCGCCAUCACCAUCGGGUUGCUUCUCGCUGCCGUCGUCGAUAACGCCACACACCUCCGCAUGGAUACGGGUUCCUACCGCAUCCCCAUCGCCGUCCAGUUUGCGUGGUCUAUCAUCCUCAUGGUGGGCAUGCUUCUACUGCCAGAAACGCCCCGUUAUUUGAUCAAGCGUGGGCGGAUGGACAAGGCCAAGUCUGCGCUCGGACGCCUUCGCCGGCUGCCACAGGACCACGCUGCCGUCCAUGACGAGCUUGCCGAGGUCCAGGCCAGCUACGAGUAUGAGAUGAGCGUAGGCGAGGCCGGCUAUCUCGACUGCUUCCGCGGUGGCAUGCUGAAGAGGCAGUUGACGGGUAUGGGCAUACAGGCGCUGCAGCAGCUGACGGGCAUCAACUUCAUUUUCUAUUACGGCACGCAAUUCUUCCGCAACUCUGGCAUUUCCAACGCCUUCACCAUCACCCUCAUCACAUCCUGUGUCAACGUCGUGUCCACCAUCCCCGGCCUUUACGCAACCGACACCUGGGGCCGUCGGCCUCUCCUCUUCCUCGGCGGUAUCGGCAUGAGCAUCAGCCAGCUCCUUGUGGCCGUCCUCGGAACCACCACUACCGGGCAGGAUGCCGACGGCAACAUCCUCGUGUUCAACCUUGCCGCACAAAAGGCAUCCAUUGCCUUUGUUUGCAUCUACAUCUUCUUCUUUGCCUCCACCUGGGGCCCCCUCGCGUGGGUGGUCACCGGCGAGAUCUUCCCCCUGAAGCACCGCGCCAGGGGCUUAUCCAUUACGACCGCGACCAACUGGCUACUCAACUGGGCUAUCGCGUACGCGACGCCGUACUUAGUCAACUACGGCGAGGGGUAUGCCAACCUACAGAGCAAAAUCUUCUUUGUAUGGUUCGGUUGCUGCUUCCUCUGUAUCGCCUUUGUGUACUUUCUCGUCUAUGAGACCAAGGGGCUGUCUCUGGAGCAGGUGGACGAGAUGUACGGGGACAAGACGUGUACUCCGUGGCGCAGCGCCGGCUGGCGGCCCAGUGAGACCCCUCGGGGGGAGGGGAAGGGGGAUAACGGCGACUCGGCCAGCGCCGAGGUCGUUGCUCUGGAGGAGGUCCGCCCAGAGGGUGUGUCAAGAGUAUAAAUGCCGGAAAUGAUGGCUUAUGAAAGGUGAAUUGCGUGGUGUCAGGAAAUAAUAGAACUUGGAAUUUGGCUUGUGACAAGCAUCCAAGUAGCAAAUUAAUGUACUGUGUACAUGUACCAAUCAAGACCCUGCAGGGUACUUCGGUCGGGAUAA
This is a messenger RNA of Chaetomium fimeti, 2243 nucleotides long. Its product is annotated as general substrate transporter. Gene Ontology annotation, molecular function: carbohydrate:proton symporter activity. NCBI's taxonomy places the organism in Eukaryota, Fungi, Ascomycota, Sordariomycetes, Sordariales, Chaetomiaceae. The coding region runs from base 477 to 2090 and encodes 537 amino acids. The transcript is spliced from 3 exons. The record is from RefSeq and is a predicted model, not a curated record. Gene Ontology annotation, biological process: transmembrane transport; carbohydrate transport. Gene Ontology annotation, cellular component: membrane.